Suillus subaureus is the source of this 841-nucleotide messenger RNA. RefSeq lists its product as uncharacterized. The transcript has a single exon. Lineage: Eukaryota; Fungi; Basidiomycota; Agaricomycetes; Boletales; Suillaceae. The record is from RefSeq and is a predicted model, not a curated record. Bases 80 to 640 code for a protein of 186 amino acids.
GUUCAAUAGCUGUCUCCCAGCUGAAAUUACCUCGUACACUACUCCACCACACAAACGACCAUCUAUAUCCGCAAAGGAGAUGCAGAAAUCUGUCUCCAAGCUGCAAGAGACUGUGGCUAUGGAGUCAGCUUUGAAACUGUAUACCCUUCUUGACAGCCUCAGUGUCCCGCGUUUCGCGAACUCCAGACUGCAUCUGCCUUGCAUCACAUUUGCUAUCACAGAAGUCAAACAGAAACGCGACGAAGACCAGGGAACGUCAUUCAUAUAUAGAGUCAAGGCGGACGGGCUUCAAGACCUAUCGAUAACCACAGAAGACAAGCUGGUUCAAUUCUCGCCCACACGGCCCACUCCGCAAGCAUUCUUGCUAGUCUGUCCGUGGAAUCGUCAUGAUUUCGGGCUGCCCGACUUUGCAAACGGUGCACAGGGCAUGAAAGAACAGGAACAGGAUGAUUUGGACUCCCGUUCGCGAGCGUUGAAGUUGAUUGCUUGCCUAGGACGGCCUUUUAACGCACUUUUGCUUGCGCAGCAGCGUGGUUCGGAGUACAAGAGAAUCGCGUCGGAUCAUAGUAUCAGCGCAAAAGUCAAGAGCACGACUGCUGUUCAUGACAUGAUGGGCGUCAAGAUGCUAGAAAUAUUGUAGUCGCAUUGUUGUGGAAGAACGGGGACCUCUGAAUUGGUUUCAUUCACGCUAAAUUUGACAGUAUGUUGAUUCAGAAACAAUUAUUUAUCCCUAUAGGCCUGGACAUUUGUAUUAUAUAUGUCCGUCGUAUGCUCAGAUGCCAAGCAUCCAACUGGUCACUACUACGACUGCAUGAUCGAAUUGUCCACCUUCGUCUCCUGC